AUGAAGCGAGAGCAACACGAUGUUAAUGACGUGGCUCUCCAGGCGAAUAAAAAAGACAAGCAAAUCAGCUCACACGACAAUCGCAGAGGUCCAAGAUGUUACAACUACAACAAAUAUGGACACAUAGCGAUAAAUUCUCGCAGUAAAAACAAGGCAACCGAAAAAUCAGUAAUUAAAGAAACCAGUUACAAGACAUUCUUCAUGAUGCCACCGUCAACUAAAACUAUACACAAAGACUGGUUUGUGGAUUCUGGUGCAUCAGCUCACAUGUCACACCAUCCAUGUGAUUUAAAUUUCCUGGCGUCAUUUCCCAGUUUACAAGUGGUCGUGGCCAACAACCAAAAUUUACCCGUUAAAGGGAGAGGUUGCACGCAUAUUAAAUCUGUGGCAGGCAGAGAGAAAAUAAAUAUUAAGGUGCUGAAUGUACUUUAUGUUCCUCAGCUGGGUACAAAUUUACUUUCUGUGAGCAAAAUAGUGCAACAGGUCACUCAGUCAUUUUUGACAAUAGAGGCUGUCGCAUUCGAGAUACAGAGAAGAAAUUCAUAG
Molecule: messenger RNA, 546 nt
Organism: Schistocerca americana (American grasshopper)
Lineage: Eukaryota; Metazoa; Arthropoda; Insecta; Orthoptera; Acrididae
Exons: 1
Coding region: 1-546 (181 amino acids)
Source: RefSeq, a predicted model, not a curated record